AUGGAAGAGGCCUUGAGGAGGCUUAAUGGCUCCAACUCACAAAUUCAAGAUCUCGACCAACUUCAUCCCACCUCCACCGUUUCAAAGCGGUGCACCACCUCCGCCGCCGCCACCACCAACAAGAGGUCGUUGAAAGAAGGUUCGAUAUCUGGUGGCACGAUGAAGUACCGUGGUGUCCGCCGCCGUCCAUGGGGCCGUUACGCAGCGGAAAUAAGGGACCCUCAGUCGAAAGAGAGGCGGUGGCUUGGAACUUUUGACACGGCGGAGGAGGCAGCCUGUGCCUAUGACUGUGCCGCCAGAGCCAUGCGUGGUGUGAAAGCAAGAACCAACUUUGUUUACCCUACAUCUCCGUUACCCACGGCGGAUGAUCUUAUCCGUCCGUAUAGCUUCACGAAAUCAUCCCAGCCCUCCAUUUGGGACCUGAGUUCUCGCCAGUUUGUUUCAUCUAACCCUAAUCUUGUGGACUUCCAUGAAUCUUCUUCAUCAGCUGGAACGCAGAGAGGCAAUUCUCUUAAUAUGCUUCUUCGUGAUUUUCUCAACUCUAGUUCGAACAAUUCAUCUUUAUAUUCUUACGAACAAAUUCCUACUUUCAGUUCUUCUGUAAACCCUAACAAUGGAUUUAUGGGAUCUUCUUUGGCAAAUCUGUCGGGCAAUACAACUUUUCAAUCCAGUACUGUUAAUGCAACCAUAGUUUCAGAUCAGAACUUUAGGGGUGGUUCAAAUUUGAGUCUACAUGAUCAAUCAACUUGUUUAGGGUUUUCAUCAAGAAAUCCAAUCACCACUGUUGAUAACGCUGAUUGCAUGGAUUUUUUCCUCCCGGAGAAGCCUGAUUCCGGCUUAUUGGACUCUGCCUUACAUGGGUUUUUCCCAAAACCUACGGCGAUGAAGACUGAUCCUCCGCCGUCGUUUACUUAUCCUGCCACUGAAUUUACUGCAAAACAAUCACUGGAAGAUGGGAAAAAGUCUUUUGGCAAUGACCGUUUAGGGUUUGCGUAUGAAGGCCAAAGAUUUCCUCAACAGUUUCAAAACUUGAAAAGCACUUCUUUUGGCAUCGAAUCAAAUUCUACGCCGGUGUACACUGAUUUCUCGGCCAACAUUCAGGCCGCACCUACCAGAAUGUUCUCUGAUAUCUUUCAGUAUCCUGAUGCACCUGGACUCUUCUCUGCUAAGGUGCAGAAUUCUUGA
Fraxinus pennsylvanica is the source of this 1185-nucleotide messenger RNA. The record is from the annotation of a GenBank genome assembly. Lineage: Eukaryota; Viridiplantae; Streptophyta; Magnoliopsida; Lamiales; Oleaceae.